Molecule: messenger RNA, 825 nt
Organism: Hypoxylon fragiforme
Lineage: Eukaryota; Fungi; Ascomycota; Sordariomycetes; Xylariales; Hypoxylaceae
Exons: 2
Coding region: 1-825 (274 amino acids)
Source: RefSeq, a predicted model, not a curated record
AUGGCUAUCCGAAAGAGCCUCGCCGCCACUGGGCUGGCUUUACUGAUGGCGACUACCACCUCCGUCGUGAGUGGCAAGCCUAUCGAGCAUCUUUCCAAACUCGUAGCUAGGGACCCGCCGCAAGCGCUCCCCGAGAAAGCCACAGCUGGUGAUAAGAAGUGGCAGCCGGCAAUGGACUUCGACACUGAUGGGUGCUACAACACACCGGCAAUCGACGCCAACGGGAACAUAAACCCAGGUCUGGAUCACCAAAGUACUGGCACGUCCUCCAACUGCCACGAUCUUUCGGACCUCACCAACAACAAUGUGUACUCGCGAGCGCGGUGCAAUAACGGGUGGUGCGCGUAUAUGUACGACUACUACUUCGAGAAGGACGUUGCGCUGCCCAACGUUCCGUUCGACCCCGGGCACCGCAACGACUGGGAACACAUCGUCGUCUUCGUACAGAACGACGUGGCUAAAGCGGUCGCGGUAUCUCAGCACGGCAAGUACCAGACCAAGCAGGCGAGUGAUGUGCGCUGGGAUGGCAACCACCCCAAGACUAUUUACAACAAGGAUGGAAUCAGCACCCACAAUUUCCGAUUUGCCAACGAGGGCGACGAGGCCAUCGAAAACGACACGGGCAAGUGGUUCUACGGGGCUCUGGUCUCGUACAACGGGUUCCCUAACACUGGGCUCCGAGACAAGUUGUUCGCGUACGAUUUCGGCGACGCUUCCAUUGCUAUCAAGGAUGGCAAUUUCGUAAGACAGCUAGAAUUAGCACGCAGCGACCUGGUGCCUGGAUUCGACAGCAGUGUAGAUGAUGGGUCACCUGGGAAUCCGUAA